This is a messenger RNA of Didymodactylos carnosus, 240 nucleotides long. NCBI's taxonomy places the organism in Eukaryota, Metazoa, Rotifera, Eurotatoria, Philodinida, Philodinidae. The record is from the annotation of a GenBank genome assembly.
AUGCAAUCGUCAAUAACAAAAUUCUGCAGUUUUUUGGAUGGUAAGAUUCGUCAAAUUGGACAUAAAUUAAAAAAUUAUUUCAAAGUGUAUGAUAAUGUAUUGGAGUCAAGUUCAACGUUAGAAUCAAAACGUUCAGCAGAUGAAACAUUUAUUAAUCAAUUUCCAACUACAAUUUCUUUCACUGAACAUGUACCCGUUAAUCAUAAUCGUAUCACAAAACGAUAUACCAUUCAAGUUUAA